AUGAAAGUACUUCGCAAAAAUCUUGUAUUAGAAGGACAUGAUUUAGCUUAUGUUAUGUUAGAAAGACAAAUAAUGGUUGAAAGUCGAUCAAAUCCAUUUAUAACUCAAUUAAUUUAUACAUUUCAAAAUGCUGAAAGAUUAUUUUUCUUAAUGGAAGCAGCUAGAGGUGGUAAUCUUUAUCGUAUUCUUUUACGACAAACACCUCGACCAUUUCCAUAUGAACGUAUUAUUUUUCAUUCUGGAGAGAUAGCCUGUGCACUUUCAUUUCUUCAUGUAAAAUUUAUUGCGUAUCGUGAUUUAAAACCUGAAAAUGUUUUUAUUUUUGAAGAUGGUCAUAUUAAAUUAGGUGAUUUUGGUUUAUGUAAACAAAAUAUUAAUCAAUAUCCAAAAGCAACGACAUUUUGUGGUACACAAGAAUAUAUAGCUUAUGAAAUCUAUAAACAUUAUGAAUAUGAUGAAAAUGUUGAUUGGUGGUCAUUGGGUAUAAUGAUUUAUGAAUUAUUUACAUUUAUAACACCAUUUUAUGAUGAAGAUGAAUCACAAAUUGAAGAAAAUGUUCUUUUUAAAGAUGUUUGUUAUCCUGAAACAUUACCAAAAGACGCUAAAACACUUAUUUCAGGUUUACUUGAACGUGAUCCAAAACGACGAUUAGGAAAUAAAAAUUCACCAUUAGGAUUAUUAAAAGACCAACCAUUUUUUAGAGAGCCAUUUACAUUGAAUAAUAUUGAAAAUCGUCGAGUACCUCCACCAUGGGUUCCUAAUGUAUGUAUUUUAAAUAACAAUAAAUUUAUUUAA
Molecule: messenger RNA, 795 nt
Organism: Rotaria sp. Silwood2
Lineage: Eukaryota; Metazoa; Rotifera; Eurotatoria; Philodinida; Philodinidae
Source: the annotation of a GenBank genome assembly